AUGAGCGACAUUACAGAGACACAAGAGACGAAAUCAUCACAAAAGACAGUAACAGAACGAGUUCCAGGCACAACGAUUUUGCCUUUGGCUAGAAUUAAACGCGUUAUCAAAGAAGACAAGGAUGUGUCUUUAAUCAAUGCUGAAGCCACUUUUUGUAUUGCUUAUGCCACUGAACUGUUUAUGGAGUAUCUGGUGACGGAAGCAUUUACAAAGGCAAAGAAGGAAAAGCGAAAGACGGUAUAUUAUAGAGAUUUGGCUGGUACGGUCAAGGAAAUUGAGCAGUUUGAAUUUUUAGAAGAUGUGAUUCCAACAACAAUGACGUUAAAAGCAGCUAUUGAGAAACGUAAAGAGACUUUACACGAGGAAGAGACACCUGCUGUAUCACCUUCCAAGAAGCAAAAGACAACGGAAGAAGAAGAAGAAGAAGAGGAAGAGGAAGAAGUCAUUGAAACCCAGGAUGACGAUGAAGAUAUGGAGGAAAUCACAAAAGCAGAUUAG
This is a messenger RNA of Mucor mucedo, 498 nucleotides long. RefSeq names its product histone-fold-containing protein. Bases 1 to 498 code for a protein of 165 amino acids. The transcript has 3 exons. Gene Ontology annotation, molecular function: protein heterodimerization activity. NCBI's taxonomy places the organism in Eukaryota, Fungi, Mucoromycota, Mucoromycetes, Mucorales, Mucoraceae. The record is from RefSeq and is a predicted model, not a curated record. Gene Ontology annotation, cellular component: CHRAC; nucleus.